Eleginops maclovinus (Patagonian blennie) is the source of this 4826-nucleotide messenger RNA. It is a transcript of the gene exoc4, whose product is annotated as exocyst complex component 4. Gene Ontology annotation, cellular component: exocyst; growth cone membrane; synapse. Gene Ontology annotation, biological process: chemical synaptic transmission; Golgi to plasma membrane transport; exocytosis. The transcript is spliced from 20 exons. Bases 24 to 2975 code for a protein of 983 amino acids. Lineage: Eukaryota; Metazoa; Chordata; Actinopteri; Perciformes; Eleginopidae. The record is from RefSeq and is a predicted model, not a curated record.
UUUGGGUGCCGCAGUUGGAAAAAAUGGCAGCUGAGACAGGGAGAUACAGGACAGCAGUUAGCAAAAACAAAGACCCUUCUGGUCUUCUUAUCUCUGUCAUAAGGACUCUGUCCAGCAGUGAUGAUGUGCAGGACAGGGAGACGGAGAAGGGUCGUCUCGAAGAGGCCUUUGAGACAUGUGACAGAGAUUUGGAUGAGCAGAUUGUUCAGCAUUAUGCCGAACUUACCACCGCCAUCAGGACCUACCAGAGCAUCACCGAGCGCAUCACCAGCUCCCGCAACAAGAUCAAACAGGUGAAGGAGAACCUCCUGUCCUGUAAGAUGCUGCUACACUGCAAAAGAGACGAGCUGAGGAAGCUGUGGAUAGAGGGCAUCGAGCACAAGCACGUCCUGCAGCUGCUGGAUGAAAUCGAAAGCAUCAAGCAGGUGCCUCAACGGCUGGAGGCCUACAUGGCAAGCAAGCACUACCUUCACGCCACAGAUAUGCUGGUGUCAGCUGUGGAUUCCUUGGAAGGCCCCCUGCUGCAGGUGGAGGGGCUUGGAGAUCUGCGACUCGAGCUCCACAGCAAGAAGCUCAACAUCCACCUCGUACUCAUCGAUGAGCUGCACCGCCACCUCUACAUCAAGUCCACCAGUCGUCUGGGACACAAGAACAAGGACAAAAAUGCUGCACGUCUUCCAGGCUCCGCGGCUAAAGAUUCUUCUCCAAUGCCUGUGUUGGAUGUGAGCAGCAUGUCCACCCCACGGAAGCUUCUGGAUACAUCACAGUUCAGCACACCUGGAUCAGGCAGUGUGCGUGAGCUGCAACAGGAUGUGCGGGAGUUGAACCAAGCAGACCUCCCUGAGGUGGAUCCAGAGGAAAACAGUGCUGAGUUCAUGGGCAUCCUCAUCAAGGCACUUGCCAAGUUGAAGAAAAUCCCUGAGACCAUUAAAGCCAUAAUGGAGCGACUGGAACCUGAGCUGAAACAGAUCGUCAAGAGGUCCACCACUCAGAUAGCAGACCAUGCCUACCAGAGAGGAGAAAACCUGGCCCAGGAGAGCAAGCCAAGGCUGCUGCUGGAGCUGCUGGAGCUCCUGUUUGAUAAGUUCAAGGCAGUGGCCCAGGCUCACAGCGUGGUGCUGACCCACCUGCAGCAGAUCGCGGUGCAGUGCCCGGGCGGGGCCCACGAAGCGGGCAUCAAACUCUACGAGCAGGCCGACGUCUCUGCCAAGAUCCAGACCGUGCUGCAGGUUCUGCUGAUGGAGUAUCUGGACGUGAAGAACAGCCGCAGUGCCACAGAGCCGUCAGCUCAGCUCUCCUAUGCCAGCACUGGCAGUGAGUUCGCUGCCUUUUUCUCCAAGAAGAAACCACAGCGGGCCAAGCAGUCGCUCUUCAAGUUUGAAUCCUCUUCCCAUGCCAUCAGCAUGAGUGCCUACUUGAGAGAGCAGAGGAGAGAACUCUACAGCAAGAGUGGAGAAUUACAAGGUGGUGCUGAUGACAACCUGAUUGAAGGGGGAGAAAUGAAGUUUGUGUGUAAACCGGGAGCGAGGAACAUCACUGUCAUCUUCCAGCCUCUCCUCAGGUUCAUUCAGGAGAUAGAGAUGAACAUGGGGCCAGGCCAGGCCAAGCAGUGCCAGCUCCGAGCCUUCCUCACUUACUACAUCAAUGAUCUCUUCCUCAACCAGGUGCGCACAGAGAUCAACAAGGAAAUUGAGUCAGUGAGCAAGGCAGCUGACCCCCUGAAGAUCCUGGCCAGUGCUGAUACCAUGAAGGUCCUGGGCGUCCAGAGACCGCUGCUACAGAGCACGGUGGUAGUGGAGAAGUCCAUCCAGGAUCUAAUGAGCCUGAUGCAAGACCUGAGUGCCUACUCCAACCAGUUCCUGGAGAUGGUCUGUGACAAACUAAAGGAAUACAAGGAAAUCUGCAACACAGCAUACAGGGGUGUAGUCCAAUGUGAAGAGAAGCUCACCAUCAGUGCGUCCUGGUCUAAAGACGAGGACAUCAGUCGCCUGCUCCAGUCCCUCCCUAACUGGGCAAACAUGGCCCAACCCAGACAGACGCGACAGAAGAGAGAGGAUGAAGAGGACUUUACUCGGGCGGCUUUUGCCAAAGAGUCUGAGGUGCUGACUGGGAACCUGGGAGAUAAACUAAUCCCCCAGAACGAGAUCCUGCGGGACGUCAGUGACCUGAAGGCUCUGGCCAACCUUCACGAGAGCAUGGAGUGGCUUGCUGGUCGCCUCAAGAACUUUUUCACCAACCUGCCUCAUACCUCCAGUGCGUCUCCAUGCUCAGCAGACAGUCAGGUGGUUGGAGAGAGCGAGAGGAGCAGAGAGCAGAUUCUGCAGACCCUCAGUGAUCUGUCCCGGGGCUUCCAGGACAUCGCAGACCGCUGUCUCCUGGUGUUGCACCUGGAGGUCAGGGUGCACUGUUUCCAUUACCUGAUCCCCCUGACAAAGCAAGGCAAUUAUGCCAUCGUGGCUAAUGUGGAGAGCAUGGACUAUGACCCACUGGUGGUGAAACUGAACAAGGACAUCUCAGCCGUGGAGGAGGCCAUGGGGGCCGCCCUCCAGCAGCACAAGUUCCAGUACAUCUUUGAAGGUCUGGGCCAUCUGAUCUCCUGUAUCCUAAUCAACGGGGCUCAGUACUUUAAGAGGAUCAGCGAGUCUGGUAUCAAGAAGAUGUGCCGGAACAUCUUUGUCCUCCAACAGAACCUCACCAACAUCACCAUGUCCAGGGAGGCAGACCUUGACUUUGCCAGGCAGUACUAUGAGAUGCUGUACAACACUGCAGACGAGCUGCUGAAUCUGGUGGUGGAUCAGGGUGUGCGCUACACGGAGCUGGAGUACAUCAAUGCCCUGUCCUUGCUCCAUCGCAGCCAGACGGGUGUAGGAGACCUGAGCACCCAGAACAUCCGUCUGCAGAGGCUGAAGGAGAUCAUCUGUGAGCAGGCCGCCAUCAAACAGGCAACCAAGGACAAGAAGAUCACUACGGUGUAAAGAUAAAACAGAACCGGGGUCCACUGGGGGGUUGAUGACCGGGAAACACAUUUUAUUUCAGCUCCUUCAGAUCUGUCUGGCAGGAAUAUGUGCUGCAGAUAAUUGGGUCAUGCAAGAGUAAGGAAUUAAAGGGCAAACACUUGCAGUAGAGGGGGAUCUUUAAGAAUUACGUUAGAAAACAUUGAAAUAAAGCCUUGCUUGAGAUAUAAAUCAUAAUGUGAGUGAAAUCUUUUGACCGAUAAUAUGUCGUCUCCAUUUCAUCCGUGAUAAAAUGUACUAUAGUUAGAGGGUUGACACAGAUACAGCUUCAACUCUGGGCUUGUAGAAUAUAUAUAAAUGUAUCUCAGUGUAUGCAGCGCUGGCUUACUCUAAUUGGGAAGUGAGGUGACAGCCAACCCAACUGCAACGUUUGCAAGUUUAGUUUGUUAUGUAUCUAUGUCAUAAGGUAUCCUUUAUCAAUUCACACUUUUAAAAAGGAAACAUAGAAAUUCAUCAGUUGCGCUGCGACUCUUAAUGGUCCCCCGCUGACCGUGACUCGAGCUCCAGAUAAAAGGCGAUUGUCUUGGACUAUCACCCGAACUUGGGCCCCAUCUCAUCUCAUUUUCCUAUUAGAUCUAAACUGCUGCUCUCAAUUACACCUCUAUCACUCCUCUCCUGGCAGCCCCAUGGGCCCACUGAUUCUGUCUACAAUAACAGAUGCCAGAUUAGACCGUCUGUAUGAGGCCACAUCUUCCGCCUGCUGCCAAUUUUCGGUUUGUCCCCCAAGAUUUCCCUAGCUGAGAAUUGUAUCAUAUCUAUGGCUGUUGAAAAUCUCUUUUAUUUGUCUUUUUUUUCUCAUAGUUUGUGCACUAAACUUAUGUGGAAAGUUUUGAGUUUCAUCCUUCCAUAAACCAGGGAUAAGGUUUAUUUCAAUUAUUAUUUUUCAAGUCUAAGAUAUCACAGUGGAAGGAAUUUUAUGAGGACAUGUUUAGGAAUACAUUUCCUCAGUCGUACUAGCUCUAUAGCCGAGAUGAUACAGUUCUGAAUCUUCAUUUCACUACUCACCCCACUUGUCUGCAAGUCUUCUAAAGUGAACCAAAUGUAUAAACUCAAGAGGCGAUCACAAAUCAUUCCCCUUCCUGCAACCCCCCGUGUUUUUAGUUCAUUAACUUUGGUGAGAAGUUCUUAACGAGAGCGGGAGCUGGGUAUGGGAGCCUUGUCAAUACGGCAGGCCCGCCGCUGGUCUCCCCGAAGCCCACAAAGCAAUCCAUCAUAAUGACACACAGGUUGGGAUCGAUGGGAAAACAACACGGGGCUGCUGAGGGGUUUGCCUACCACUCUGAAAUGUACACUUGGUGUUAAUUCUGAAAUCUGCUCAUUCAGCUGUUAGCUUCUUUUGUAAGGUUAUACAUGAGAAACUUUAAUACAAUGUUAACCAACUGUGUCAUGUCACACAUGGAUACUAUUAUACUAGAUUCCCACUGCACACGUAUAUCGUCUAAAGGUCCAGAAGGCUUAUGUAUUGGGCAUACUUCAUAUAUAAGUGUGAACCACUCCUGCUGUCAUUGCUUUUUAUUCAUAAAUGAAAUGUACUUUUUUUUUUAUUUAGAAGCAAAACUGAGCUUAUAUGCCUUUCUAUCUCAAUUUUUAUUUGCAAUGGACCUUUAUUUUGCACAGUCAUUUCUAUGUUUCAAAAAAGAAUGUAUGGAAAUCUCUACAUUGAAAUGUGUAAGUCUUGAAAAAGUUUAAACAUCAUUUUUCGACUGUUUUUAUUGACAUCUUAGAAAUGCUCUCAUAUUUGUCUAGUCUAAAUUAAGCACACAUGAUUUGUUUAUAUAUACUCUAAUAAACUGAAAAAAUUAAUCCUUCAAA